Molecule: messenger RNA, 1767 nt
Organism: Pedinophyceae sp. YPF-701
Lineage: Eukaryota; Viridiplantae; Chlorophyta; Pedinophyceae
Source: the annotation of a GenBank genome assembly
AUGGCAGAGCUCGAGACCGGAUGUGUACGGCUUGGCGGUUCGCAAACCAUCGGGACGUACCUUAUGCCGAAGCUGAUACGUGACUUCAAGACCGCCUUCCCGCGUGUAGCUGUUCAGUUGAGGAUUGAGCCCACACGGCAGGUAUGCCAAGCAGUGGCGGCCGGAGACCUGGACAUCGCGAUCGUUGGCGGCGAGAUACCUCCUGCGUUCAGAUCGCAUCUGCAAGUGCGGACUUUCAAGUGGGACGAGCUCGUGCUAGUCGUCGCUGCAUCGCAUCCGCUAGCGAGCUCUGGGCGAAUAGAACGUGAGGCCCUACAAAAGCUUGCAAUGGUGUCUAUCAACAGUUGUUCCACGGUUUACGCGAUGCAAGAGGCGGCUCUUCUGCAGCAUGGGAUCAGACUUGCGUCCAUGCGUCCCGACGUCGAGGCAAACUCGGUCGAGGCUGUCAAGAGCGUCGUGCGGGAAGGACUCGGGGCUGCAUUCCUCUCUCGAACCGCCGUGGAGCGAGAACUUGAGGAAGGUUCUCUCGCCAUUGUGCGAAUAGACGGCAUCACCAUCGAGAGGCCGCUGCGCAUCGUCACAAAUCAGCGAAGAUACAUGUCAGUGGCAACGAAGGCAAUCUACGGUCAACUCCUGAGGGCCGCCACAGGUUCGGAGGCUGAUGGCGACGGGACAAGAGAUGGCACCGGCACACAGCUCUUGGCUGCAUCGCCCACAUCGAUGAAUCAGGCAGACGCGCUCGACGGUGGCGAUACAUCGAUCAGCACAGCGCGCAUCAUCGCGAAGAAUGAGCGCAGAGACCAGACGUCAGCUCGGGACAGCACAGCAGAAAUAGUGCCUGGGAUGGGUGUCAACACUGGAAGGUCGACCGACCCCCGGGUGCUGGCCAUGACUACAACAGACACUGGUGCGGCUCCAGGAAGUGACGAGAGCACGGAGGCAGGCGGCGCACCUGUGUACGCCACUCCGCCUUCCGAGAAGCUGCCAAACAUCGAUUUGCGUUUGCUGCAGAAGCUACCCUUCUCCCUCGUGCAGCUCAGCGCUUUCAGACUCGUUGCUACCCUUGGGAGCUUCAACUCCGCGGCAGAGGCCAUGUUUGUGUCACAGCCAUUUAUAUCUAGUUGUGUAUCGAAACUGGAGAGAUCGCUGGGCGUGAAGGUCAUCGAGCGACAGGCCGGGCGUGGCGCGUGCAGGGUGACCGAAGAAGGUUCGCUGCUGCUGCGAUACACUCAAGCCAUCUUCAGCCUCGGUGCCGAGUGUCUCGGAGCUCUCGCUGAUGUGGACAAUGUCGAGGGCGGUACCGUGUGCCUGGGGGCGUCCCAGACAACAGGGACAUACUUGAUGCCCCGGCUUAUCUCGAUGUUCUCCAGCAGGUACCCAACCGUGAAUGUGCAGCUUCGCGUUGACAUUUCAAGACGCGUGUGUCGUGCAGUGGCCGGAGGCGACCUCGAUGCGGCCAUAAUCGGUGGCGAAGUGCCCGCAGAACUCGCGCCGUACCUCCAGGUCAUUCCAUAUAGUCAGGACGAGCUUGUGCUUGUCGUCUCUCCCCAACACCCUAUAGCGCGUCAGAAACGUGCAAUCAUAGACAUUGAGGACUUAUAUGAUCUAACAUUCAUUUCCCCUGACGAGAACUCGUCCGUUCGUCAGGUUCAGGAAUCGCUCCUCAUGAAGGCAGGAAUACAGUGGCAGUUCGUCAUCGCGGCGUCUGCAGGACUUACACAUGGGCAUGUGCUUGAACUCAGUGGAGGCUAUCAAAAGCGCCGUUGA